AGACAAGAAGAAACCCAUCUGCUUCCCUGGGAGCAAUGAACUAGUUCAGUGGAACAUGCCCAUGGGCUCUUACCAGUCUUUUGUGUUGCAAAGGAAGGUGGAAGUAAAAUUAACUUUGGCUAAGGCUGAUCUUUCUCAUUUGCAUAUCUGAUGGAGACCCACUCAUGUUUGUACAUGAAGAACAAAAAACAUCUACCAGCCAGAUUCUUAAGAGCACUUCAUGUUGGAAGAAAUUCCUUCCUGACUUCUUUGUGGACUGACUGAAGCUCUGAAUCGUGAAGUUUGGCUGUGACAGUUGUCUUCAGGUGAUGUUGGGGCCAAGGCAGAACUUCCUUCCCCUCUGUGGCCAAUGAAAGGAGGCAGUGAGAAGGACUCUGAGGCUGGUGAAUUGAAAGUUCCCAAGGAAACACCAUUGUUGCCCAGCUCAAGCCAAUAUUCUCUGAGGUGGUAGAAUUUCUGGUGGAAGCAGUAUAACAGUAUUAAAAUGGUGUAAACCAGGAUUUUGGAGAGUCACUCUGGAUCAUGAACCAAAAGCUGUGGAAAUGGACGAUGAAGAGGAAGAGGAAGGAGAACAGUUUGACUUUGACAGUGGUGAUGAGAUACCAGAAGCAGACAGGCAAGCCCUUGCACCUCCCCAUCCUGGUCCUGGAAGUAACAUAGAGCACCAAGAAGCCAAUGCCACAGGGGAUGAUAAUUCAGAAAGCAGUGAGAAGCUACAAACAUCAGGACCUACAGUGGAAGGCCCUCCAGCUAAAGUAAAUCCCUACUCUGUCAUAAAUAUUUCACCCAUCCAAGACAAGGAUCCACCCUCAUCACCGGAGCCAAGUCCUCAAGAUGAAUGUGCCAGUCCCAGCUUGUCUGGUGGAUAUUCUGUUCCUGUCCCCUGUGGCUAUGCUGUACCAUCGAAUUUACCUCUGAUGCUACCGGCAUACUCCAGUCCUGUCAUCAUACGCAGCAUUUCUGUAGAUGAAGAAGGUGUGCAGGCAGCAGCUGAAGAAUGCCAUUAUAAUUCUGUAAACUCAGUGGAGGCUCAGAACAGUGAAAGUAAUCAGGCCAAGAGAGAAGAUGAUGUUCUGGCCAAGUGGGUUGCAGAUCCUGCAAAUACAGCAUGGAUGGAAAACCCAGAUGAAGUAAUUUACGAUGAUGUGCCAAAAGAAAAUUCAGACUCUGAACCAGAGGAAAUGAUUUAUGAUGAUGUUGAAAAUGGUGAUGAUGGUGGAAACAGCUCACUGGAAUAUGGGUGGAGUUCAAGUGAGUUUGAAAGCUAUGAAGAACAGAGUGAUUCUGAGUGUAAAAAUGGAAUUCCCAGCUCUUUUUUGCGAGGCAACCACAAGAGACAUCUUUCUCAUGACCUAACGCGCUUAAAGGAGCAUUAUGAGAGAAAGAUGAAAGAGUUGAUGGCAAACACUGUGGGAGCAGUAGAGAUUCAGCAACUAAAGCAAAAACAUGAGCUGAAGAUGCAAAAGCUUAUGAGAGCUGCUAGAGAAGGUACCAAAGAUGGGCUUGAAAAGACAAAAGCAGCUGUGAAAAAGGGUCGUUCUUUCAUUAGAACAAAAUCUUUUGUUUCUCAAGACCAUAGAUCAUCAUGCCUGGAAAAAGAGGACCUAAAUUUAUUUAUUGAUGUGGACUGUAUGCAUACAGAAGCAAUUAUGACUCCUAUGCCUGAAGGAUUAUCACAGCAACAGGUUGUGAGAAGGUAUAUUUUGGGCUCUGUAGUGGACAGUGAGAAGAAUUACGUGGAUGCUCUCAAAAGAAUCCUGGAGGAAUAUGAGAAGCCUCUUUCAGAUAUGGAACCAAAAUUACUGAGUGAAAGAAAGCUCAAAAUGGUCUUUUAUCGAAUUAAGGAAAUUCUUCAGUGCCAUUCAAUGUUUCAGAUAGCACUGGCAAGUCGUGUAUCUGAGUGGGACUCUGUGGAAAUGAUUGGUGAUGUCUUCGUUGCUUCAUUUUCUAAAUCUAUGGUUUUGGAUGCAUACAGUGAAUAUGUGAACAACUUCAGUACAGCAGUAGGCAUUCUCAAGAAAACAUGUGCCACCAAACCUGCCUUUUUAGACUUCUUAAAGCAGUGCCAGGAGUCAAGCCCUGAUCGAAUUACACUGUAUAGUUUAAUGAUGAAGCCUAUCCAGCGCUUUCCACAGUUCAUUCUACUGUUGCAGGAUAUGUUGAAGAACACUAAUAAAGGACAUCCUGACAGAUUACCUCUGCAGAUGGCUCUUACAGAACUCGAAACGCUGGCAGAGAAGUUAAAUGAAAGGAAAAGGGAUGCAGAUCAACGCUGUGAAAUAAAGCAGAUAGCAAAAGCAAUGAAUGAACGUUACCUGAACAAGCUUCUCAACAGUGGAAACAGACACCUCAUACGGACUGAUGAUAUGCUGGAGACAGUUUACAGUGACAAAGGAGAAAUUCUCAAAACCAAGGAGCGGCGGCUUUUCAUGUUAAAUGAUGUGCUGAUGUGUGCAACAGUCAAUGUUCGCUCUUCCUAUGAAAGCAGUGGUACAGUGACAACUGGCCAGAGGUAUUUGUUGAAGUGGAGCAUACCGCUGGAAAAAGUGGAAGUCAUAGAGUACAGCAGCAGUGAGGGCCAAGGAGACAACUGCAGGUUUCCACCCCAGCACUCUGCUGAAAACGUCGUCAUUAACUCUAAGCCAAACAAGCUCUAUAUGGGACCAGGGCAACUGUACCAUGAUCUGCAGUACCUUUUACAUGACUUGAGUGUAGUUGGCCAAAUUGGUCAAUUAAUAGGCAGCCUUAAAGGAAACUAUCAGAACUUAAACCAAUCUGUAGCAGAUGACUGGACCUCAGCUUUAAAAAAACUGAUUUUGAAGAAAGAAGAUGAAAUCAGAGCAGCAGAUCGAUGCAGAAUUCAGCUGCAACUCUCAGGCAAACAGGACAAGUCUGGGCGGCCUACUUUCUUUACAGCUGUGUUCAAUACCUUUACCCCUGCCAUCAAACAGUCUUGGAUCAACAAUUUACAGAUGGCUAAACUAGCCCUUGCAGAGGAUAACUUGUUAGGUUGGUUCUGUGUAGAAGAUGAUGGGAAUCAAAUCAAAAAAGAGAAACAUCCUCUGCUUGUUAGACACAUGCCAGUUAUGAUGGCCAAGCAGCAGGAGUUUAAGAUUGAAUGUGCUGCUUAUAAUCCUGAACUGUACCUCUCUGGAGAAAAGGCGCCAGAUUCCUGUGCCAUGGAACAUGGUUUUCUUUGGAUUGGCAGCUGUACUAAUCAGAUGGGCCAGAUUGCAAUAGUCUCAUUUCAGUACUCCAGUCCCAAGGUUAUUGAGUGCUUCAAUGUGGAGUCACGGAUUCUCUGCAUGGUCUACAUACCAGAGGAGGAGAAACUCCAAGAGCAAAACAAGGCUGUCGACUCUGAAAAUGUUCUUGCAAAAGCAUCUAAUGUGCCUACUAUUUGCCUUGGCACGGAAGAAGGAAGCAUUUCUAUUUACAAAAGUUGCCAAGGCUCAAAGAAAAUUCGACUUCAGCACUUCUUCACUCCUGAAAAAUCAACUGUAAUGAGCUUAACAUGUAUGUCUCAAUACUUGUUUGCUGGCUUGGUUAAUGGAAACAUCUCAAUCUACACAAAAGCAGAAGAUGGGACAUGGAACACAGAACCUCAGAAGAUAGUUAAACUGGGUGUUCUGCCUGUUAGAAGUCUGCUUGUGAUGGAGGAGACCAUUUGGGCUGCAUGUGGUGGACAAGUCUUUAUAAUCAGCACUGUGACACAUUCCAUAGAGAGCCAUUUUGAAGCCCAUCAAGAGGAAGGGAUGGUAAUCUCUCACAUGGCUGUUGCUGGAGUGGGAAUUUGGAUUGCCUUCACGUCUGGAUCUACUCUUCACCUGUUCCACACUGAGACACUGAAACACCUCCAGGAUAUUAACGUUGCCACACCUGUUCACAAUAUGCUAUCAGGGCAGCAGCGUGUUUCUGUGACCAGCCUCCUGGUGUGCCAUGGUUUAUUGCUGGUUGGGACAAACCUAGGUAUAAUAGUAGCACUACCAGUGCCACGCUUGCAGGGCAUUCCCAAAGUCACUGGAAGAGGAAUAGUGUCGUACCAUGCACACAAUGGCCCAGUCAAGUUUCUUGUAGCAGCUGCAUCUGUAAGCAAGAAAAACAGAAACAGACUGAGGAACAGCCUGCCUCGUGGCUCAGAACCUAAAGACGAUGACCAGAAGAACAUUCAGCACAGUGAAGGACCAGGCUCUUCCCUUGGCAAUUCUCAUGACACUGCAAUUUGGCUGGGGGGCUCAGGAGGAUCCACUGCACAAAAACGUGACUUGACAUCAUCUUGUGGAUACCUUUCUUUGUCUCAUGGAUCAGAUUCCCUAGAACAUAGGCCAGAGGACAGUAAUAUUUAUGAGCUUCUGAAGGAUCAGCAUAUCUCAUUUAAAAGUAAAAGACAGAGAUCCAAGAAAAGUAAAGCAAGUUCAGUAUUAGUCAUUUCUGGUGGGCAAGGACACAGAAAAGUGAACAAGAAGACCAAGCAGCAGCGACAGGAUGAACUGGUGUCUUCAGUGAUGGUCUGGCAAAUCCCACUAUUAAACACCUAACCGAAGUAAAUCCAAGACAUGGUUUAGCUAUUAAAGGAAGUCUAAUAUCCUUUUGCAGCAAAUGCCAGCUUAGGACCCGAUGGAUAGAUCUUAGAGCCCUGAGAGCAAUUUCAGUAGGCUGUGAUCACGGGAUUAAGGGUUGCAAGAUGGUGUUCACAUACUUGGAGCAUUCUGCAGCAUGGAAAAUGUUUAGCCAUUGAUGCUGUUCUGGAUACUUAGAACAAAAAUGGUCAAAUGCUUGGGAAUGGGUUUAGAAUCCUUACCUUAUUUAUAUUCACAUUUAUAAAUACAGCAGUUAUGUUGUGUAACACUUAGGGAAGUCAAGGAACACAUGCCAUAUCUCAUGCUGGCUUUUGCUUAUGCAAACCAGUUGUUUCUUUUUCCAAAGUGGCAUACUGCAUGGACUCUAGAUUUUAACCAAUUAGCAGAUAUUUUUAACAAUGAAUAUCUAAUACAAGCUAAUAUUCAAUUGAUAAUUACUAUAAUAGUUUGUGUAACUUCAUUUCACAAGCCAGAGUUUGGUCUGGACAAAAGCAGUUCUAUUAAUUGAUUGUUAUUUCUUUGUUUCAGCUCAGAAAAUAUCUAAUUCUAAAGCUACUGGGUUUGAGGCUCAGUAUUGUUUGAAAUGUUGCAGUACAAAAAAACAUGCAUUGAUUAUCUUGGUAGGUGCUAUGUAUCUGUGACUUGCCUCUCUUGGACAGAGAAAGCCCCAAGGAUGUUAUGGCUUAGGGCAGGUGGGAAAUGGAGAUGUGUACUGUAGCGCUGAUAAUGCAUUCUGCCCCUGGCAACUCUGUAUCAAAACUAGACGUGGCCUGGGCUGCUUUUAAGGAGGCAUGCAUGUCUAAUAAAUUAAUAAUGAAAUUAUUAGAUCAUUAACUGGGGGAAAAAAUACUAAUAUUGAAAUAUCUAUAGAAAGUGCUAUUGGGGUAGGUCCUGCAUCAGUUGAUCUGUGCUGUGUCUUCAGGCAUGUCCUAUUAAAUAAUGGCACAGUGCAACAGCAGAGAUAUGGUCACAGCGCCUCUUUUGCCCAGAGCUUCGGCAAGGCAUGGUCCUGUGAAAGGACACUGUGAAAAUAGCAUGGACAGCUUCAUUCAUUCAGUGGGGCAAGCAGUUGCUGUGGUAGUGCUAGAGAUCAGUAAAUUCUGGGCAGUCCUCAUCGUCAUUCCUAAGUCAAUCAGUGUAUUUCCAAAAGAAACUCUGCUCAUGUGAAAUGCAAGACAAAGCCUUCAGCUCAGAAAAACACUUCCCAGAGUGGUGGUAAGACACGUCCUUCACCCAAAAUAUGUGCAGCACAGGUAAUGUGUGGAGUGGAAUCGCUGGGAAAAUCCUUUCCCCUCAUCAGUAGACUGAAAGAUCCAGAGAAAUGAGGAUGCCUCAAUUCCAGUUGAAUAUGUGAAGAACUCUAAUGCUGCCUGUCAGUUCAGUAAAAAUAAAUCAAAUACAUCCCAUGAAUGCUUGUCAGAUGUGUGCAUUGCCUGGAAUCAAGUAGAACUUGUGGCUGCUCUAGUCCUGUUAUUAUCCCAGUAAUGGAAUGAAGGCUGAAAUUUGUAUUGUUUUGCAGAUUUGUGUACCUUUUACAGUGUAUCCACUCUAAAAAGUAAACCUCUAUCAAGGUGGGUGGGCUGACUUGCCAGGUUUGACAGAGCAAGGAUGUAGCUCAGGUCAUGCCUGCAGCCCACAGGGUAUACAGAAUACCAGCAAGUCAGCCUUUGCCUGUGAGGUGGCACCAAAAUAGGCAUUUAAAACAUCAGACACAUACCCCAGUUUCUUUCCAGGGGUUUUGCCUGAUGAGAAUAGGAUUCUCAAGCCAUAAUUGCACAGACUGCCAUGGCUACAAAAGACACUUGUUACAAAUGGAUUGUAGGCUUUGGGUCUUCGUUCAUGUUUUGUGCUUUUAUUCUGUGUCUUUUCCUGUGUAUUUUGCAGCUUUAGUUGGGUGCUGUCAGCAUUGGCAUGGGCUUGGUGCUGGCAUGAGUCCUGGUGAGAAAAAAAAGAAAAAGCAGAGUGGCUCUAAGGUAGGCAUUUGGCAGCACUUUCCCAAGAAUUUCUCCCUUGUCCAAUGCCUGGCUGAGGGAUCAAGGUCAGUUGCAUUUUCUACACUCUUCUGUAGAUAUGGCCCUGGGAGCUGCUCUUUGCCCACUGUGUGGAAGUACUACAUUGUGCAGUUUAAUGUGUAUGUGUUGAAAAGCAUAUAAAAUCUCAUAUCCCUUUGCUACACUGCAGUAAAAGACCUCAGAUUGUAUUCUGUGUGCUUCUGGGGCAUGGAAUUCCACAUCCAUGCCACCAUGCCUGCAUUCUGUCAUGGAUCUUCACCAGUAGGAACAGUAAGCAGGGUCCACCACACGUGCGACUGGACAUGGGUGUGUGAGGUUAUUAGAGGAUCUGCUAUCGGUCAGGCAUGGGAGUUUCAAAGUGACGUCCACCCUGUCUGCCAUCUGAAAUGCCAUUCUCUUGCUUAUAGCAGUGACAGAAUCGAAACAAAGUAUAAGUUGGCUCUUCUGAAAGUACACUGGAGCUUCGCUAGUGUCUUCAGCAAGAACAGAAUUGGGUUCUGACUGACAUCCUGGUUUGAAAAUAUGUAUCUAUUUGUCUGACUGAGCUGUACAGCAAAAAAGAAGCUGUGUGUGUCCCUCUUUCAAAGCACACACUGUCACCAAGUAGACUUUUAGGAACUAAUUGAGCACAAGGUGCAUUUCUUUUUCUCAUCCACAGCUAACUGGAAUUAUUCUGAAAGCAGGGCAGGAACCAAAGUUUCUCUCAGAGCAGGCAAAUGGCCUUUAUAGCUGUUGUAGACUCUGCUGCUAGGUAGGUUGGAUUUUGCUUUCUGAUACUGCUUGUCUGGAUUAAUAGAAGUUGUGAAAAAUAACAGGAAAAGAGGAUCAAGUGUAACCACUAUGAGAUAUUCUAGGGAUGUUUUCUAACACGUAACAGUGUCUUUUAUAACAUAAGUCAGAAACUGUAUUUAUGUUCAAAGUAUAAACUGAGAAAUACAUUUAAUAAAAAAGUGGUAAAAAUU
Molecule: messenger RNA, 7554 nt
Organism: Pogoniulus pusillus (Red-fronted tinkerbird)
Lineage: Eukaryota; Metazoa; Chordata; Aves; Piciformes; Lybiidae
Gene: ARHGEF10
Product: Rho guanine nucleotide exchange factor 10
Exons: 28
Coding region: 543-4538 (1331 amino acids)
Biological process (GO): mitotic spindle assembly; actin cytoskeleton organization; positive regulation of stress fiber assembly
Cellular component (GO): centrosome
Molecular function (GO): guanyl-nucleotide exchange factor activity; protein binding
Source: RefSeq, a predicted model, not a curated record